AUGGACGGCGUCGAUGCUUUGCCUGUUGCUCCGAAGAGGAAGCAGGACGACUCAGUGGUGGCUCGACCACCAAAACAGCGGAAGGGUGGUGCCCACGACACGGGCAAGAAGAAGUCUGCGUCGUGGUGCGAGGAAAGCGUGGCACGACUCUUCUUUCUUCGCUACAAAACCGAACUCGCCAAUCGGUUCGACUCCAAAAACAACAACCAGAAGAAGGAGGCGUACGAAAUGCUGGCCUCGGAACUCAGUAUUGAUGUCAAUCGGGUCUAUUCUGCCAAGCAGGUGAAAGACAAGUUUACCAAUAUGAGAUCGGAGUGGGCCUUGACCAAGCCUUCACUGCCCAGGCCGACAGGGAACGACGUUGUUAUCAACGCCCCAGCGCAUUUUGCGUGCAUGUUGGAGUACUGGGGAUCCAAAGACGGAUUUCGCCGGGAGUCAUUGUUUUCUACGGAUGAAGGCGGAGGGAUCGUGCGAUUCCUCUGA
This is a messenger RNA of Aphanomyces astaci, 483 nucleotides long. RefSeq lists its product as hypothetical. NCBI's taxonomy places the organism in Eukaryota, Oomycota, Saprolegniomycetes, Saprolegniales, Verrucalvaceae. The transcript has 3 exons. The coding region runs from base 1 to 483 and encodes 160 amino acids. The record is from RefSeq and is a predicted model, not a curated record.